Molecule: messenger RNA, 390 nt
Organism: Nannizzia gypsea CBS 118893
Lineage: Eukaryota; Fungi; Ascomycota; Eurotiomycetes; Onygenales; Arthrodermataceae
Exons: 4
Coding region: 1-390 (129 amino acids)
Source: RefSeq, a predicted model, not a curated record
AUGUCAGUCAUAGACUCCGUUCUAGCGGAACAUGCAUACCAAGACCCAGACACCGUGUCCGCCGCACAUGUAAUGGCAUCAACUUCCGGUGCGAACCUCUUCUCACGCCUACAUGGGAGGGCAGAAGGAGCGGAAUCAGCUGGCAGGGGAGGAUUCAUCCAUAUAGUUGAUUCGAGAGAGCCGCCGGAGUAUGGCAGGAUACCUUCGCCCGAGGAUAUAUUUGGUUCUAUCGAGGUUGAUGGACAAGGUAACAUUGAAGGGAAAGGAAACUAUCAAAGCAGUGGAACAUAUCGUAUCGUUACGAGGAGUGGGAUCCUGGGACUAAGCCCGUUCCUUAGAGAAAAGCUGGUCGAGCGACUGAAAGCUGAAGAAAAGAAACUGCAGCAGUAA